UAAAAAAACAAAUGCAAAAAAAAUACCUAAUAUUGGCGGUUCAGUCACGCCGUAAAUUAACAGAAGUUGUAAUUAGCAACUCUGUGCAACCAUGACCGGCGGCGAGGACCACAACCCAAACAAAGCCUUGACCACCACCAAAUUCUCCGACCUAAACCCGCCGCUAUCCGAACCGGUUCUGGAAGCACUAAGGGAUUCCGGUUUCGAGUUCUGUACACCGGUUCAAGCCGCCACCAUACCCUUGUUAUGCAGCUACAAAGACGUUGCAGUCGACGCCGCCACCGGCUCCGGAAAAACCCUAGCUUUCGUCAUCCCCCUUGUCGAGAUCCUCCGCCGCACCGCCACCCCUAAGCCCCACCAGGUGUUGGGAAUAAUAAUUUCUCCAACAAGGGAGUUGUCAUCCCAGAUAUUUAAGGUUGCAGAGCCGUUUAUCGCGACAUUGUCGAAUGUGAGGCCAAUGCUAUUAGUCGGUGGAGCGGAAGUGAAAACUGAUAUGAGUCAAAUAGAAGAAGAAGGAGCUAAUCUGUUAAUUGGAACUCCCGGGAGAUUGAAUGAUAUAAUGGAGCGCAUGGAUGGAUUGGACUAUCGCGAUCUCGAGAUAUUGAUAUUAGACGAAGCUGAUAGAUUACUAGAUAUGGGAUUUCAGAAGCAGAUAAGUUCGAUUAUAUCACGUUUACCAAAGCUUCGUAGAACAGGACUUUUUUCGGCUACUCAAACUAAGGCGAUCGAAGAGCUAUCUAAAGCAGGAUUAAGGAAUCCUGUGAGGGUAGAAGUUAAAGCUGAAGUAAAGGGACAAAACGAUAAUGCAUCUUCUCAAGAAAAUUCCUCUUCAAUAACUCCUUCGGGACUUCAUAUCGAGUAUCUUCAAUGCGAAGCCGACAAGAAACCUUUACAGCUCAUUGAUCUACUCAUCAGAAACAAGGCUCAGAAAAUGAUAGUCUAUUUUAUGACUUGUGCGUGUGUUGAUUACUGGGGAGCUGUACUUCCUUGCCUUCCUUCAAUGAAGGGUUUCUCUCUAAUCUCUCUUCACGGAAAGAUGAAGCAGGCAGCGAGGGAGAAGGCAUUAGCAUCAUUUACACCUCUUUCGAGUGGCGUUCUUCUUUGCACUGAUGUAGCAGCACGUGGGCUCGACAUUCCUGGUGUUGACUGCAUAGUACAGUAUGACCCUCCGCAAGACCCCAAUGUGUUUAUACACAGAGUGGGCCGAACUGCUAGGAUGGGACGACAAGGAGCUGCAAUUGUUUUCCUGUUGCCAAAGGAGGAAGCAUAUGUAGAAUUUCUGAGGAUAAGAAGAGUUCCACUGGAAGAGAGACAAUGCUCCGACGAUGUUCCUGAUAUCAUUCCUCAGAUACGUUCGGCUGCAAAAAAAGAUCGUGACAUUAUGGAAAAGGGACUUAGGGCUUUCGUAUCGUUUGUCCGUGCUUAUAAAGAGCAUCACUGUUCUUUUAUAUUCAGGUGGAAAGAACUCGAAAUCGGGAAGUUGGGCAUGGGAUUUGGUCUAUUACAGCUCCCAUCCAUGCCUGAAGUUAAGCACUACUCUCUUUCUACUGCAGGUUUUGUUCCAGUUGAAGAUUUACACCUGGAAGAUAUCAAAUUCAAGGAUAAGUCUAGAGAGAAACAAAGAAAGAAAAACCUGAAAGAAAGACAAGCUGCAAAAGAGGAAAAGAAGACGAAGUUUAAAGCACCGUCAAAUGCUCCAAUAACUGCCACCAGGAAGAAAACGGCCCGACAAAGACGAGCUGUUCAAACAACAGAAGAUGCAGAUGAGCUGGAACGAGACUAUCGCCUACUGAAGAAGCUGAAAAAAGGAACUAUUGAUGAAAACGAAUUUGCGAAAUUAACUGGAACAGAAGAUCUGCUUUGAGACUUUUACCGAAGGGAAAAAAGGAUGUUGAGUAAGUUCGUCGUUUUAAAAUAUUUUAUGUUGAAACAGUUUAGCUAGUUUGUUUUGUGGUGUGGUUCGUGAAAGUUAAUGCUUAGGUUUUUUUGUACUCUGAUUUUUUUACGGAAACUAAUUCGUAGAGUUCUAUACAUCAGUUUUGUCUUCUUUGGUACAAAGAAAAAAUCUGCAGAAUUUGAACUCCUGAACGCGAACGCGAGAGCAGUACGUACAACACGAAAUCCUCUUGGUCGUUCUUUUUAUAUCCUCUACGCUACUCAAUGUUAUCAAAUCGACGUAUUGCAUCGUAAUGUUUUCCUCUU
This is a messenger RNA of Erythranthe guttata (spotted monkey flower), 2202 nucleotides long. RefSeq names its product P-loop containing nucleoside triphosphate hydrolases superfamily protein. NCBI's taxonomy places the organism in Eukaryota, Viridiplantae, Streptophyta, Magnoliopsida, Lamiales, Phrymaceae. The record is from RefSeq and is a predicted model, not a curated record. Gene Ontology annotation, molecular function: nucleic acid binding; ATP binding; RNA helicase activity.